UCACACGCCCAUCUGUUACGAUGUUACAGCAGUUUCUGUUUUAAAUGUAUUAGAAUGAAUGAGGAGAUCAUUUAUAGAGUUCAUAGAUCAAAACAGCGGACACCGUACGAAACAUUUUGGGCGCCAAGUCAUUAGACUCGUACAUCGUCAAAUACAUUUGUAAAACCUAGUACUAGCCAAAAUGUUUUGUAGCAUGUGAUCAUGAAUUUAAUAUAAAAUACAAAGCUAAUACAAUUAUUGUGAAACAGUAGAUACAAAACAAGUUUAACUAGUUGACUUCCACUUCUAAAUUGUAGUACAGUCGUCUUUGUUGACGUAAAUACGCGCGUUGUUGUUUUACGUCAGAGUUUUCUGCUGCAAAUUGGUAUUAUGACGCCAUAAUUAUUACUACACUCAUUCUGUGCAUAUAUGUAGGCCUAAUAUUAACCGUAAAUUGUUCCAACGCCGUCCACGACGCUUGUGUAGAUGGCAAGUGAAGCGUGGCUGGAGUCUUCCCUGCGCCGUUCAUCUAAACUCGGCCAGGAGGUGUUGGAGAAAGCAAAGAGACGAUCUGUUAACUCGACAAGCUCAAGGCCAAGAUCAUCAUUACAUAUGUUCAGUCAAAACAACGACCUCUCCCAUUCAAGCCUGGACCAUGCUUUUGCAACAAUAGUGGAGUACAUGGCAGAAACUACAAGGCAAUGCAAGAAGUUUCACACAGCUGUGCACCUGGCUGAGUCCAGGGAGCGAGAACAUGUCUGUCGCUACCAUUCCCAGCAGACAUCGAGGACUGCGGACCAGGAACCGAUUACUAGAGCAUCCAUCAAACGAGACAUUGAGCCUGAGGAUUUCGCUAUUGAAGUGUCUCCAGGCACCUAUUCCAUCACAGCAGCGAUGCAGGACUCAAAGCCACAUACCAAAACUGUCCGCAUCAAUGCUGGGGAAAGCAUGAGCCUCACAUUCAACCUCUGACUUUGAACAUCACCUGUCCAUUAUAUGGGUGACGUACAAUGCCUUAACAAUUCAGGACUUGCACUAAAAUUGCAAAUGAAAUUAAUGACUCAGAGUUCUUUUUAUCAGCCUUAAGUGUACACGUUUUCUACUCAGGGAGAUUUAUUUAUACUUUUUUUUUUUUUUUUAUAAUAAUUAAGCAUUUUAAAAUGUAUAUUGAGGCAUAGACACUAUAAUAAAACUCUAAAACA
Messenger RNA from Myxocyprinus asiaticus (Chinese sucker), 1181 nucleotides. It is a transcript of the gene akip1, whose product is annotated as A kinase (PRKA) interacting protein 1. The record is from RefSeq and is a predicted model, not a curated record. The coding region runs from base 466 to 951 and encodes 161 amino acids. The transcript has 4 exons. Gene Ontology annotation, cellular component: nucleoplasm. Gene Ontology annotation, biological process: regulation of non-canonical NF-kappaB signal transduction. NCBI's taxonomy places the organism in Eukaryota, Metazoa, Chordata, Actinopteri, Cypriniformes, Catostomidae.